Molecule: messenger RNA, 4938 nt
Organism: Xiphophorus hellerii (green swordtail)
Lineage: Eukaryota; Metazoa; Chordata; Actinopteri; Cyprinodontiformes; Poeciliidae
Gene: otol1b
Product: otolin 1b
Exons: 5
Coding region: 1236-2717 (493 amino acids)
Molecular function (GO): protein binding
Source: RefSeq, a predicted model, not a curated record
GUACUGUUGCCAGAGUAUUGUCAGUGUACAGGUGAGCCUGGACCCUCUGAAGGCAAGGAGGAAACCAAAAGAACUCUAGUCUUUCUCACAAGCUUUCUGCAUUUUCAAAUUUUCUUUGGACAGUUCACAUUAGCUGCAAAGUGUUUGAAAAAUCAUGCUUCAAACAAACACAAUCCUCAUCCUUCAGAUACCGCUAACCCUCUCCAUUUCCCCCAAUUUCCUUUCCCGUCUCCCUGCUCACUUUUAGCCGGUCACAGAUCUCCCCAAGGACACGGGGUCUCCGGCAACCGAGGCAUGACCACUUUUCAAACAUUCUUUGUCACUGGUAAGUCAAGAGUUUCAGCUCGACAGCCACCUGAAAAUCACUUUUUGACAAAAACCUGAGGCGAUCCGGUUACGCCGCAAGAAUGAGUCAUUGUCCGGGCCUCACAAUCGCAGCUACCCAGAUGUCGCUGCCAGCAACCUUGAGAGUUCUUGUGCAGGAAGAAAAGAAGUCCGCCACAGUGAUUAGGCGAGCACUGCAACUGCACUGAUUUAAAAGGAUAAGUGGGUUCGUUCGACAAACAGCUCAGGUUUUAGCAGCACCUCAGUGAUUACGAGAGCUCUUUAGGCUAAAGCUUUCCUCUGGAUUCCUACCAACCACUGGUGAAUUGAGAUAAUGAGCUCCCUGUGCUAUGGUGCCAGUUUGCAAUUAUUGCACACUUUGUUGAGAAUAUUAGCUUGCAAGAUUAGGAUUAAGAAUUUUGUGGCUAUCUGAUUGUCCAAACCUACAUCUGAAGAAAGAAAAAAAAAAGCCAUUGGGCUCUCUGUCUCAGUCUCCUCUUUGCUUGGCUUUGUCCCACCUUAAGAGCCCGGACUGAAGGAAUGCCUCACGUAUCGGGUGACCCAUUGCCCCGACGGCCUCUGCUCCUUGCCCAGAUCACGGGGAGGGAGUGCACCGGGCGGGCGCUGUAUUCCGUGUCACAAAAGCACCUUUCUACACAACAGGGACACAGAGAAUGGGCCACAGCACAGUGGUUCUUUUUGGGUCUCGGCCCACCAUAGUGGGAUUGCGGACCUCCCCCUUUUUUGCUUUACCCACAAAAAACACCCCUAACCCCCAAUGAUGAGAUGUUCUUUCACCCAAGCCUGGCAGAGGUAACAGAAGGACCUGGAGCUCCUGGUGUGGCAGACGAAACAUCGCUAGAGAGGAUAAAUGACUUUACUACUCAUACACAUUUGGAUCCCAGUCAACAAUGAGGAUUAUAUCCUGCCAGUGGACUCUUGUGGCUGUAGCUGUGGUUUCAAUCACCGUGGUAUUCUGCACUAAGACCAAACCUACAGCGAAACCAAAGUACCUGUAUACAAAGAAGCCCGCUCCACAUGUCACGCCGCACAACCCUGUCACUACCAGUGUCCCCAAGACUCUGAAGAUAGUGGUGACGCCAAACCCCGUGCAGCCUCAGCCGCAGCCGCCGCCUCCGCCGCAGCCCACCGCAGUGAGGACCACCUACGUGAACCACAACCUUCCACAGCACUACAGUGAAAACACUGAGCCCACAGGUGUUGGUCCUGACAACUACACGCUGGACUACAACGAGUGCUACUUCAACUUCUGUGAAUGCUGUCCCCCCGAGAGGGGCCCCAGGGGGUCGAAGGGAGAAAGAGGCUCAGCAGGACUAGCUGGUGAUAUAGGGCCUGCGGGACCACAGGGUAUACCCGGACCACCUGGCAUGAGCGGUCCAAUGGGCUUUAAAGGAGAUAAAGGGGAAAAAGGUGAGAGAGGACACCCUGGAACAUCAGGCCCACCAGGGAUUCCAGGAAAACCAGCACAAAAAGGUGAAGCUGGCCUCAAAGGAGAAAAAGGUGACGUAGGAUUUCAAGGUGUCAAAGGUGAACAAGGAGAAAAAGGAGACCAUGGCCAGAAUGGAACUGCUGGGGAGAAAGGGGAACCAGGACUGGAAGGGCCUGUUGGACCUCCAGGAACAGCUAUGGGUCAGGGUCCUAAAGGAGAAAAGGGAGAUAAAGGAGACUGUGGCAUAUUUGGGGAGAGAGGUCCUAAAGGUGACCGAGGGGAAACCGGGGCUCCGGGCAUUCAGGGUGCAAUGGGAAUUCCAGGAUUACAUGGCAAACAUGGCACCCCUGGGCCCGUCGGCAUUAGAGGGGAUCCAGGACACCCCGGACCUCCAGGAGAGCCAGGAGUGUCAGGGCCUCAAGGGCCGCAAGGGAUACGAGGGAUGCCCGGGCCAAAAGGGGACAGAGGGUACCCUGGCAUCAGAGGUGAGCGGGGCUUUCGUGGAUUAAAAGGAGCAAAAGGUUCAGGAAUGCUUCAGAAACGCUCUGCCUUCAGUGUCGGCAUCUCUCCAAAGAAAUCCUUUCCUCCCUCUGGCUUCCCGAUCCGCUUUGACAAGAUAUUCUACAACGAAGAAAACCACUUCAAUAUGAGCUCCAACCGCUUCACAUGCGUCCACCCCGGGGUUUACGUCUUCUCCUUCCACAUCACCGUGCGGAACCAGCCUCUGCGAGCCACACUUGUGGUGAACGGGUUACGGAAAGUCAGGACACGGGACUCCCUAUACGGCCAGGACAUUGACCAGGCAUCCACUCUGGUGGUGUUGAGACUGGCAGCUGGAGAUCAGGUCUGGAUGGAGACAUUCAGAGACUGGAAUGGGGUUUACGCCAGCAGCGAGGACGACAGCAUCUUCUCCGGGUUCCUUCUGUACUCAGACAAAGCCUGAAGCCCCUUUUUGUUUGCGACACCGGCGACUUCUUUCUUCUGCUGAACUGUUACAACCUCACCACACGGGUGAAAUCACCAAAUACUGAGGGUGCUACUCUGUAACUGUGAAUUAUUUGUCUGUAAGUUUGUUAUUAUCAUCAAACGUCUGGUUCAAAUUCUCUCAUUUAGAAACUUCUAAGUAAACCAACCACUCAUGACCUCAAGAGACAAAACGGACAGCUGCAAUGACAGAAAAUCAAGUCAUAAUAUGGGAAAGGAAGUGCAAAAUGAAUGUAUGCAAAUGAAAGUAAACCAACAGAAAAGAAAACAACUAGUAAAUAUAUAAGAUAAAACCAAUGUUUAUAUAAAUAAAGAGUUAAUGUGAAAGAACUGCUUGUCAAUAAUGUAUGUAGUACAUGCAGCCAUAUAAUCUCACAAAAGCAUUCAAAAGUACAACUAUUAAGUGCAUUUUGGCAACAUGGACAAAAACCCCACUUAGGAAUAAUAGUAAAUGACAGAUUUUAAUAAAAUUACUGGGUGAAAACAAUUUUGGCAAUGACAAAAUAGGGUAUGAAUACUUUUGCAAGGCACUGUAUUGUGAAAGAUUUUUAAAAAUAUUUUGCAAUUUUUAAUUCCUCCGUCUAACAAUUUCUCUCUUCCUGUAAAAUGAACUGUUUUUUUUCCCCUCAGGUAAAUGCUAACACACGAUCAGCUUUGCAUGUCAAACACAAACAUCUCCUGUCAUCUUCUUCCUUAUGUGUCUUUUGCUGUUUCUUUAUGUUUACUAGACAUGUCCAGUGCCAGAAGAAAUUAUUAUCACCCCUUCAAAUUUUCCACAUCUUGUUUCAUUAAAGAUUUAUUCAAAAACCUCUUAGAGUAUAGUUCUUAAAAUUUUUUUUUUAAAAAUCAACACAAAACAAUCCAUUAUUGUCAAAUGUAAAAGAUCCUUUCAAGGUUUUUUGUAAAUGUAUAGAACAAAUAUAAUAGAUUAAUAAUUGUUAAUUAUACUACUACUACUACUAAUAAUAACAAUAAUAAUAAUAAUAAUUGCUAAGGUUGUUUGGUCUUUCCAGAGAUAUGUAAUUGAAUUUUAUUCGGUCCCACUGUCUGAUGUUGCUGCAGGAACAGAUAGCUCCUGAAGAUUUCUCGCCAGUGUGCUUCGGGUAAUUGUGGUCUUCACAGGUGAAUUGCUGACUUAGUUCAGGGGCAUCUUAGACUCAGGUUUUCGGAAGAUGUUUUUAUAUUUGGUAACUGUUAUUUUAGGGUUAGGGUUUUUUUUUUUCUCCAGGUAUGAUGCUUGACGUUUAGACCAAAUGUUCUGUUUUGGGUUCAUCAGACCAGACGAUUCAUUUUCUUGAUCUGUAAGUCGCCAAGGUGUGUUUCGACAAGAUUCAAAGGCUGACAUGUCUGUCCGGUCACUGCCACAAAGGAUCGGUAACUUGAGAAUUAGCAAUGGUUGAUUUUCUAGAUGUUUCCGUCUCCACAAAUGAAACCUGGACCUCUGCCUAAAAAACUACAAGGUUCAUGAUUAGCUUUUUGACCGAUGCCCUUCUUCCCUCAGGAUUCAGUUAGAAUUUGCAGCCAGAACCAGGACGAUUUUGGAACCAAGCUUCUUCCACGUCCAAAUAAUAUUGGUCAAAACGCUUUUUGGGGCGUCCAAAAUCUGUGUUUUGACACAAUUCAGUCUCUGAGAUCCACAGACAAUUCGUUUGACUUAAUUGCUUGAUUUCCCCUCCGAUACGCACUGUCAGCUAUGAAAUCACAUAUAGACAAGCGCGUAUGAUUUCAGAUGACUUUACCAAGGAUGGACUCAAAUGAAGUUGAAGAAGCAUCUCAAGGAUGUACCCCAUAUGUUACAUUAUUUUCUUAACAUCCAAGAAUAUUUGAACAUGUUUCCACUGUUAUUUUGUGCUAAUUUAUGUAGAAAACUACACUUUAAUCAGUUACAGAAUAUGUCUGUAACAUAAACUGUGGAAAACACAAAGGAGUGUAAAUCUGACAACACUGUAACUAUCUUGACUGUCACAGCAAAAGUGAGUAUUUAGUAAGCAAAUAAUGUCUCUGUGAUCUGCUAUUAUUUUUUUCAAACUUUUGUUAUCUUAUAAAUCUUUUUCUAGUGCAGAAGAUUCUAGUAAUAUCUAUUGGCAAGUUUUGGCAUGUUUUCCAAUAUUUAAAAUGUUUUUGAUGUGCUGUAGGAUUGUUAUAAAGGUUAAUUGAAAAUAAAGUCAACCGUUCAUGCA